GCACUUCCGGAGUCUCCGGGCAGCUUGGCGUGGUCCUCUGACUAAAACCUGUUACUUGACUCGCGUGCGCGAAGCCGCGCGCUUCUGUUUCUCGGCCUUAUGGCCGGGCUGACCCUGUUUGUGGGCCGCCUCCCGCCCUCGGCCCGCAGCGAGCAGCUGGAGGAGCUGUUCAGUCAGGUGGGGCCGGUGAAGCAGUGCUUCGUGGUGACUGAGAAAGGGAGUAAGGUAUGUCGAGGCUUCGGCUAUGUCACUUUUUCUAUGCUGGAAGAUGUUCAGAGGGCCCUCAAGGAGAUUACCACCUUCGAAGGCUGCAAGAUCACCGUGACUGUUGCCAAGAAAAAACUGAGAAAUAAGUCCAAGGAAAAGGUGAAAACUGAAAAUUCAAAGUCCCCAAAGAAGGAGCUGCAGCCUAAAAAAGCCAAAGUGGCAGAUAAGAAAGCCAGAUUAAUUAUUCGGAACCUGAGCUUUAAGUGUUCAGAAGAUGACUUGAAGACAGUAUUUGCUCAGUUUGGAGCUGUCCUGGAAGUAAACAUCCCUAGGAAACCAGAUGGAAAGAUGCGUGGUUUUGCUUUUGUUCAAUUCAAAAACCUCCUAGAAGCAGGAAAGGCUCUCAAAAGCAUGAACAUGAAAGAGAUAAAAGGGCGGACAGUGGCUGUGGACUGGGCUGUGGCAAAGGAUAAAUAUAAAAAUACACAGUCUGCCUCUGUCACAGGUGAGAAGAAGAGGCCUGAACCUAAAUGUCAGGAAUUAGGUCAAGAGAAUGGCAGGGAAGAAGAGGAUAUGGAGGAGGAGGAGAAUGAUGGUGGUUAUGAUGAUGACGAAGAUGAUGAAGAAGAGGAGGAGGACGAGGAGAAUAGAGAGUCGAAGCUGACCAAGCCUGUGCAAAUUCAGAAGAGAGCAGUCAAGAGGGCAGCACCUGCAGAAAGCAGUGAAGAGGAGCAUUCUGAUGACGACAGCGACCUGGAGGAAAGAGACAGCAUGGAUGGUGGAGAGGACCUGGCUCAGAGUGAUGCCGACACUGAAGAGCAAGAGGAGGGAGUCUCGAAAAAGAAGAAGAAGAGGAAAUUACCCUCUGAUGUGAAUGAAGGGAAAACUGUCUUUAUCAGAAACCUGUCCUUCGACUCAGAGGAAGAAGACCUUGGAGAGCUCCUCCAGCAGUUUGGAGAUCUUAAAUAUGUCCGCAUUGUCUUGCAUCCAGACACAGAGCAUUCUAAAGGUUGUGCAUUUGCCCAGUUCAUGACUCAAGAAGCGGCUCAGAAAUGCCUUGAAGCUGCUUCUCCAGAGACCGAGAGUGGUGGGCUUAAACUGGAUGGCCGGCAGCUUAAGGUUGACUUGGCAGUGACCCGUGAUGAGGCUGCAAAGCUCCGGACAAAGAAGGUGAAGAAGCCGACUGGGACCCGGAACCUCUAUCUGGCCCGAGAAGGCUUGAUUCGUGCUGGGACGAAGGCUGCAGAGGGUGUGAGUGCUGCUGAUAUGGCCAAAAGAGAACGAUUUGAGCUGCUGAAGCAUCAGAAACUCAAGGACCAGAAUAUCUUUGUCUCCCGGACCAGGCUGUGCCUGCACAAUCUCCCAAAGGCCGUGGAUGACAAACAGCUCAGAAAGCUGCUGCUGAAUGCCACUAGAGGGGAGAAGGGGGUGCGCAUCAAGGAGUGUCGGGUAAUGCGAGGCCUUAAAGGAGCUCAUGGGAAAAUUAACGGUCAGUCCUUGGGCUAUGCCUUUGCAGAGUUCCAGGAGCACGAGCAUGCCCUGGCAGCCCUACGCCACAUCAACAACAAUCCAGAAAUAUUUGGGCCUCAGAAGAGACCAAUAGUGGAGUUCUCUUUGGAAGAUCGAAGGAAACUUAAAAUAAAGGAACUGAGGAUCCAGCGCAGCCUGCAAAAAGUGAAAUCCAUGUUGGCAACUGGUGAGCAGCCCCAGCAAGAACAACCAGAGCUUGGGAAAAAACAGCAACAGAAAACAGCUCAGAACCACAUGCAUCAACAAAGCAAGGCACCCAUGGAGCAGAAGGAGAAGGCAGGAUCUGUCUCGUGGACAGGGUUCCAGACCAAGGCUGAAGUGGAGCACGUGGAGCUGUCUGAUGGGAAGAAGCGAAGAAAGGUCCUGGUGCUCCCCUCACACCGAGGCCCCAAAAUUAGGUUACGGGACAAAGGCAAAAUGAAGCCUCUCCCUCCCAAGAAGCCAAACCCCCAGAUAAACCACUGGAAGCAAGAGAAGCAGAAAUUAUCUUCCAAGCAGGUACCUAGGAAGAAAGCUAAGGGAAAUAAGACAGAAGUUCGCUUCAACCAGCUGGUUGAACAAUAUAAGCAGAAGUUAUUGGGACCUUCUAAAGGAGCUCCUCUUGCAAAGAGGAGCAAAUGGUUUGACAGUUGAUGAUGGUAGCAGACUGGCACCUCCUCCUGAGGACUCAAGAGAGGUGGUCGGUGGUGGAGAGAGCGGUGAGCAUGGCCAGAGAAAGAGCUGGAAAUACAGCACAAAGCUCUUAAUUCCCCAGUCCAGUCUGGUGCCAUAAUAAGUGAUGCUUUCUUCAGAACCAUUGCUGACCUAGGGAUAUGGCUAUUUCAUUGCAGUAUCUUGGGAAACCAAUGAAUGCUCAGAAAUGCCCUUAAUUGGUUUAAAGAUGGGUAAAAGAGAGACCAUGAAAAUACUGAAACCUUUUGGAGAGAACUAAAGUACAGAGGCUGUAUCUCCAGAGUUACCUUGAAACAGUGCAACUUGGGGAGUUUGAAAUGUUCUGGCAGCAGCUUGGCAACCCAUCAACCCUAGGAUGGCCUGUACUCUGUGAGGGAGUCAGACACUUUAUUAAAGGUGUAAAUAGAAGAUCCACAGCCUGCCUGGCCUCUGAUCUGUUUUCCCUUGGCCAGCUGUCUGCUCACCAGACACUUUUUCCCGUAGUGUACAAAUAUCUAUAAAUUAACAUUUAAAAAUAAUCUGAACAUUUAGGAUAGAUAAAAAUUGGGUUCAUUUCAGAUAGCUUUGCCAGAUUUUCUUAGAUCCAGAUUUUUCUUCUGACAGGUAUAGCAGCCCAGUAUGUUUAAAACAUCAUUCAGCUGCUCGAAGUUACUGCACAGUUCUUAUCUUUUUUUUUUGCCUUUAUUUUAUUUUAUUAAAUGAUGUUUGAAUCACUAAAUUAAAGAAUAUAUAUUGCUGAACAUU
Messenger RNA from Delphinapterus leucas (beluga whale), 3153 nucleotides. RefSeq names its product RNA binding motif protein 28 (gene RBM28). Gene Ontology annotation, molecular function: mRNA binding. The record is from RefSeq and is a predicted model, not a curated record. Gene Ontology annotation, cellular component: nucleolus. Lineage: Eukaryota; Metazoa; Chordata; Mammalia; Artiodactyla; Monodontidae.